Messenger RNA from Agelaius phoeniceus (red-winged blackbird), 1171 nucleotides. NCBI's taxonomy places the organism in Eukaryota, Metazoa, Chordata, Aves, Passeriformes, Icteridae. The record is from RefSeq and is a predicted model, not a curated record.
GAGGAAGAGCGGCCCCGGCCCCGGCCCCGCCGGCGUCGCCCCCCGGGCCCCGCAGAGCAGGAGCUGAGCAUGGAGAGCAGCGAGGAGCCGGUGGCCGAGGCCGUUUUGAGCGGCUCCAGGGCGCAGGGAGAAGCCAGCGGGGAGGAGAAGCCGCGGAGAUGCCUGAGCAGGAGGGGCUGCAAACGCAGAGCGCGGGGAUCCGAGGGGCAAAGAGCCGGCCUGGGCCAGGGAGGGGCUCAGAGCCCCGAGCUGGGGCUCCGGGAGCAGCUCCAGGAUGGGCAGGAGAAGCCCCACGAGCGCUCGGAGUGCGGGAAGAGCUUCAGCAGGAGCUCCGAGCUGGGUGCCCACCUGAGGAGCCACGCUUGGGAACAGCCGAGCUCUGAGGGGGAAAAGCCUCCCCUGGGUGGGGAAGGGGCUCAGAACUUGGAGCUGGGGGUCCAAGAGCAGCUCCAGGAUGGGCAGGAGAAGCCCCACAAGCGCUCGGAGUGCGGGAAGAGCUUCAGGUGGAGAUCCUGCCUGAUUAUCCACCAGAGAAUCCACACCGGGGGACAGCUGGGAUCUGAGGGGGAAAAACCCACCCUGGACCAGGGUCAGAGCUCAGAGCUGGGGCUCCGUGAGCAGCUUCAAGAUGGGAGAAGAAGCCCCACGAGUUCUCGGAAUGGGAGAAGAGCUUCGUGCUGGGUUCCCACCUGAUUGUCCACCAGAAGAGCCACACGGAGCAAGAGCUGGGAUCUGAGGGGGAAAAACCAACCCCGCAUCAGGAAGGGGCUCAGAGCUCGGAGCUGGGGCUCCAUGAGCAGCUCCAGGAUGGGCAGGAGGAGAAGCCCCACAAGUGCUCGGAGUGCGGGAAGAGCUUCAGGUGGAGAUCCAACCUGAUCAAGCACUGCAGAAUCCACACUGGGCAACAGCUGAGACCUGAGGGGGAAAAUCCCACCUUGGACCAGGGUCAGAGCUCAGAGCUGGGGCUCCGUGAGCAGCUCCAGGAUGGGGAGAAGAGGCCCCACAAGUGCUCGGAGUGCGGGAAGAGCUUCACCAAGAGAUCCAACCUGAUCAGGCACUGCAGAAUCCACACUGUGCAACAACUGGGGUCUGAGGGGAAAAAACCCACCCUGGGUCAGAGCUCCAAGCUGGGGCUCCGUGAGCAGCUCCAGGAUGGGGAGGAGAAGAAGCC